CAUCUUACACAAGCUCUUUUAGUUCAUAUCUCUAUCAAACUCUUUCUCUUUCUCUCUCUUCUUCUUCUUUCUCUUUCUAAUAUUCAUCAAAAGUAAUAAUGGCUCCAAUGUCUCUACCACCUGGUUUCAGGUUCCACCCUACAGAUGAAGAACUUGUUGCUUACUAUUUAGAGAGAAAAAUAACAGGUAGAAUCAUUGAGCUUGACAUCAUUGCAGAAGUUGAUCUCUACAAAUGUGAACCUUGGGAUUUGCCAGAAAAGUCAUUUCUUCCAAGCAAGGAUAUGGAGUGGUAUUUUUACAGUCCAAGAGACAGAAAGUAUCCAAAUGGGUCAAGAACAAAUAGAGCAACAAGAGGUGGUUAUUGGAAAGCAACAGGAAAAGAUAGAGCAGUGAAUUCUCAAAAGAGACAAGUUGGAAUGAAGAAGACACUUGUUUAUUACAAAGGUAGAGCACCUCAUGGAAUUAGAACCAACUGGGUUAUGCAUGAAUAUCGUCUUAAUGAAUCACACCCCGGUGCUUCUCUCUCUUCUUUGAAGGAUUCAUAUUCGUUGUGUCGAAUUUUCAAGAAGACAAUUCAAAUUUCGACAAAACCUAAUGAAGAAGAACAAGCUGAAGAUACAAAGAAGGAAAUAAUGAUGCAAGGGGAAGACUCAAGUGGAAAUGAGAUAAUGGAAACUAUGGAUGAAAAAGUUAUUAAUAAUAAUAAUAAUAAUGAAUAUCCAAAAUUUCCAUGUGACGCUUCAUCUUCUGAUGUCACUCAAGGAACAUGCACACCAACAGAAACAUGCAAUAACAACAAUAUAACAGAUGAUUUUCAUGCACAAUUUGCUUGUGAUGAAGCAAAUAGCUCAACUAUUUCUUAUCCUAUUGGAAACUUAUUUCAGGAUAUAGAAAUACCUAUGUAUGGUGGCUUCCAUAAUCAAUUUCCCCAAACACCUUUUAUGAUGGAAGAUUUUCCACAAAUGGAGACAAAAUCAAUAUUGAAGCCAGAUAUGAGUGAAAACUGCUUUCUAUAUGACAAAUACAUAGACUGUAUGAAUGGAACACUAGAAGAAAUCAUUUCCUUGUGUUCCUCUCAAGAUCAUUCUGUGGCUUUUCCAAUGCUAUAGAAUGAAUAUCAUACUAACACAAAUGCAUGACUCAAACUAUAUAGUAUAUCAUAUCACUUAAUAUUCAUUGACAAAGAGAAACUUGUGUUGGCUAAAAUAAUUAACCACACAAAUGGGAAUUUUUUUGUUUUUGUUCUUUUGCAGCCGCAUAGUAGAGGCUACACAUAUGGUGUAAUGGAUAGAUAGUAGGAUAUGCUAGCCAAGGAGGCUAGUUGGGAUAUUUUUAUUUGUUUGUGUUUUUUUCUUUUUUUUUUUUAUAGAUUUUUUUAAGUAUAUUUAGUAGAAUAUUACAUAAUCUUGUAUGUUGGUGUUCGACUGUUUUGUAUGCUAUGGAAGCAAAUGGA
Vicia villosa (hairy vetch) is the source of this 1453-nucleotide messenger RNA. RefSeq names its product NAC domain-containing protein 86-like. NCBI's taxonomy places the organism in Eukaryota, Viridiplantae, Streptophyta, Magnoliopsida, Fabales, Fabaceae. Gene Ontology annotation, biological process: regulation of DNA-templated transcription. Gene Ontology annotation, molecular function: DNA binding. The record is from RefSeq and is a predicted model, not a curated record. Bases 99 to 1109 code for a protein of 336 amino acids. The transcript has 4 exons.